This is a messenger RNA of Laccaria bicolor S238N-H82, 1116 nucleotides long. RefSeq lists its product as uncharacterized. The transcript has 11 exons. The coding region runs from base 1 to 1116 and encodes 371 amino acids. The record is from RefSeq and is a predicted model, not a curated record. NCBI's taxonomy places the organism in Eukaryota, Fungi, Basidiomycota, Agaricomycetes, Agaricales, Hydnangiaceae.
AUGAACGCGUGGACCAGGCAUGCGCAGCCCUGCGAUAAGACGCAGCAUGAGCAGAGCCUCGCGUAUCAUCACGAGCCCAACGCCGCACCCGUAUUUGGACUCUUCGACGUGUCGUUGCUCGUCGUGCCAUUUGAAAUCCGCCAUAUUCCCGCGCAGAACGGAUGGGAAGAUUGUUCUCCCGAGACCGAGACGACCGCCCAAGCAAGAAAGCGGCAUCGUCCGCUCGAUCUUGAUCACGAUGACGGCGACGGGGAUGCGAGGGGGAAGGGAAAAAAUAGGGCUGUGAUUGGGGACGCUCACAGUCUUUCCUUCCACCCAGGCCCACAGACAACCCUGCCUCAUUUCUCGGAGCUUAGAUCGGGAUCGGAUGUUCGCAUCCCCCCAGCCAACCCAGACCAAUGGCCACGCUUCCCCAAAAUUCCUGCUCCUUCUAAACAUGCUGGUAAAGUUUGGUGUCGGAGUGCGGUGGACAGAAGUCUCAUUCUUUCAGUAACAGACCGCUCAAAAUCACAUUUUGAAGUCCUAGACUUCCGGAAUACAUCGAAAGAUGAAAAUUCUUGGAUUAGUUGGUUACCUGGCUCCGACGAGGCUGGAGGUCCAAGUCCAUCUGAUUCCUGCCAACUCAACACCUCUUCUGACGAUACAUUGAAUUCUCAAGGAAAGCAGAAGGGAGCCAGGCGGCGUGGAAUGCCCCAAAAAAAGCGCGACCUUCAUCAGAAAAAGGUGAAUCUACACCCCAUCUUCCCACAUGACCCUAGACCCCUUUUUGACGCCUUGAAGACUCUUCUAGAUCUCGAAAAUCAAGUAGCGCUGAGCCUCCACCGGGGAGCGGGGAACUGCAGCAUCAAUUUAUCCGGUUUGCCCUCAAUACCGCCCCAAACUAAUUACGAGGAAACAAAUGGUGAUAAUCCUAGUAAUCAUGCAGUUCCGGACGCGGGGGCGCAGGGAAGCGUUCUCCAAACGCGAAUGAGAUUGAAUCCGAUUAGAUUUAGAGAGCCGCUCACUGCUGCGUCACGGAGCGAUCGGCGAGUUUACCGCGGUGGCGUAGCCAUUGUGCAGCAAUGGGGCGGAGAAGUCACCAUUCAGACAUUACAGCAAGGAGGAUUGUUGUUUUAG